AUGCACCAGAGUGGAAGAGCCCUUCUCCUCAGCACUGACCCAGGGUUACCCCAGGCCACGCAUGCCUGGAUGUACAACACGCACAUAGAGCAGUUCGUUCUCGUGGAACUCUCAGGAAUUAUUGACUCAGAUUUUCUCUCAAAAUGCAAAAAUAAAUGCAAGAUUUUGGGAAUUGACACUGAGAGGCCCAUUCUUCAAGGGGACAGCUAUGUCUUUGCUGGGGAAUACGAAGAUACUUAUUUUGAAGAAAACGCAGGACAUGUGGAUGCAGAAGGCAGUGAUAAAACACUAUUAAAAUACACACGCCAUACAAUGAGGCUCAGCGUGAGAAGAACUCUCCUGACAGAAAAGAAAGGAGAAAAUACAGAAAAGAAAGGAAAAACAGUAGAAUGGCUGCAAAUGAAGGAGAACGACUUUUCCUAUAGACCAAAGAUGACUUGUAGCUUUGUUCAUGAAAAUGAAGAUGAAGGUAUAGUUCCAGGCCCUGAAAAACUUUUGAAGUUGGAAGAGCAAGAGACUCAAAUGAAAGACAGUUCAAACCUGAUCUACGAGCAAGAGACUCCACUGCACUUGGAAACAGAGGAUUCUGGUCCUCUUGUUGAUACCCCUUCUUCUGAGAUGAAGGUCUCAUCUUUAUAG
This is a messenger RNA of Castor canadensis (American beaver), 639 nucleotides long. NCBI's taxonomy places the organism in Eukaryota, Metazoa, Chordata, Mammalia, Rodentia, Castoridae. The record is from RefSeq and is a predicted model, not a curated record.